Zasmidium cellare ATCC 36951 is the source of this 972-nucleotide messenger RNA. RefSeq lists its product as uncharacterized. The record is from RefSeq and is a predicted model, not a curated record. Gene Ontology annotation, cellular component: glutamate-cysteine ligase complex. NCBI's taxonomy places the organism in Eukaryota, Fungi, Ascomycota, Dothideomycetes, Mycosphaerellales, Mycosphaerellaceae. Bases 1 to 972 code for a protein of 323 amino acids. Gene Ontology annotation, molecular function: glutamate-cysteine ligase catalytic subunit binding; enzyme regulator activity. The transcript has 2 exons. Gene Ontology annotation, biological process: glutathione biosynthetic process.
AUGAAGCUUCUUCUUUCCACCUCUAAUAUCGUGGGCGCAGGCUCUUUGCUCCGGCUCUCUCCCAAAUCCAAAUCGAACGCCGAGUUUAUAUCUUCUCUCCGGGCCAACUUCGCGGACCAUUCGGGCGUUGAAGACAUCCACGUCAAUGGCGAUGGAAAGGUCAAGAAGCCGUCUUACAAGACAUGGACGAGGAAAACAGACGAUACAUUGGAAAUACCAAGUCUAGACUUCACCAACACGGCACUACAAGAAGAACGCGAACAGUACGAUAUCACUGUAAAGCUCUUCUACCUGCCAGGCGCAUCGAUCGAGAAACGAGCCACCCAAACACGAGAAGCGAUUGAGCUUGUAUUGAAAGAGUUGCACAUACCAUCGAUCGAUCUUCUGAUUGUGUCGUUUCCCGGAAUCUACUUCGACGAGCAAGAGGCUUGUCCCGACAAACUCUCCACUCGCGGACCAGUAGAAGCUGAUCCUGAACCGCUUGAAAGCCAACUGCAGGCAUGGAGUACAAUAGAGCAACUUCGCGACGAGGGCGUUGUGUUGAAGCUUGGAAUCGCAGAAUUUGGAGAGGAAAGGUUGGAAUCGCUGCUUGAGAAAGCCAGAAUCCCACCAGCCGUCGAUCAGAUCAACCUUCGCGAUUGCUGCUCUGUGCCCAAAGACCUCAUGGCCCUUGCUAAGAGUAAGAAGGUCGAAUUGCUCGUCCACAACGAUUGCUCCAACAUUCUCCCACGCGGCACAGUUCGCGAACUGCUUGGCCAAGGUCCUGACGGAGCUGGUGUCCUUGCAGAGCCAAGCAAGGCAGGCGAUAAGCGAAAGAGCUUGCACGGGGAAGAGCAGACUAACGGACGUUGCAAUGACUGUCUCGAGGGUAAUGUCCAGCCUCAGUGGGUCGUCAAGUAUACGGCCGUCGUUCGCAACAGAGGUGUCAUCGAAAACAAGGGCUACUUCGCCGCCGCAGAGUUGACUGGCUGA